AAGCGCUCAGAGGUCUUCGAGCGGACAAGGAGCGAGGAAAAGAGCAAGUGAAAAGAGGUGAGCUGAAUCGCGUUUGGACGAGGUUGUAUGCUUUGCGUCCAGCGCUGCGCAGGGACUGAAGAGCGAUACGGUAUGGCAGCGCGUGCGACGCUCUUGGAGAGGAGACAAGCAUUGAGUAGAAGAAGAGCUAGAUUGGAAACUGCACGAAGGGCAAGCGCGGCGGAAGACCGCGCGCUGAGGCGUGCCGGGGAUGAAAUUGAGACUUUAAAGAGGACGAGGGAAGAGCAAAAAGGGGCUCUGUACGAUCGACGAGCCUCACUGCUGCGUUCGCUCGAGAUCAUCUAUCCUAUCGAUCUUCUCUCCGCUUGCGAUCUGCUCUUCAGCAUCUGUCGCAUACCUCUAUCCAACGAUGCAGCUCUCGAAAGCUCUUCCAUCGCUAAGACCACCAAAGAACAGCAGCUGCAGGACGACGAUACUUGUUCCUCCGCUUUGGGCCACGUGGCUCAACUCGUCAUUCUCUUGGCACACUAUUUGAACGUUCCAAACCAUUAUGUCAUCGCUACGGCUGGCAGUAGAGCCGUCAUCAAGGAUCCUAUAAGCGUCAUGACGGGUCCCAGAACCUUCCCGCUCUAUGCAAAAGGAGUGGAGCAUUACAGGUACGAAUAUGCCGUCUUUCUACUCAACAAGGACGUAGAGCAACUGAUGAAUCUGAACAAGAUCACCGUGCUCGAUAUCCGACAUACGCUUGCUAAUCUCAAGAAUCUCUUGGUCACGCUGACGGCGCAGAGGAGUCGGCCUAUUCGCGUGAGUUUAUGCGCCUUCGUUGCUUGUCGACGUACACCAGAUGCCAUUGCGUAUGCUAGGCGCUUGGCAAGACGGUGACGGGCGUGCUUUUCGGUCGCCAGCGAGCAUGUUGACCAUCCCUUUUGUUCGUGCGGGACCUUACAAGAAGGAAAUUGCGUCUCUAUCCGCACUCGCACCCAUCGCUCAC
Ceraceosorus guamensis is the source of this 991-nucleotide messenger RNA. RefSeq lists its product as hypothetical. Gene Ontology annotation, molecular function: SNARE binding. Gene Ontology annotation, cellular component: endosome; lytic vacuole. The transcript is spliced from 4 exons. The record is from RefSeq and is a predicted model, not a curated record. Gene Ontology annotation, biological process: SNARE complex assembly. Lineage: Eukaryota; Fungi; Basidiomycota; Exobasidiomycetes; Ceraceosorales; Ceraceosoraceae. The coding region runs from base 88 to 882 and encodes 264 amino acids.